UUAUGUGACAUUCGUGGCGAGAGCGGACCACAGUUAACCACUAAGGGCAAUCAAUUCGGAGCUUUCCCCCGUCGGCCCAGCGCCAAUCCAUAAAAAAAACACAACAAAAAACAAUUCACAUCGUAAAAUUAAUUUGGCACAAAUUAAUUUGCGAAACGGAACUGCUCACUUAACGCAAUUGGGUGUUCAUCCAUCGCUUUUUCGUUUGUGUCGCGCGCCUCGUGCAAUAAAACAGAAUUGGCUUAAUUAAUCAGCAAUCAGCAAGAAGCACUGCAACAUUUCCCAAUUGACCUGUGUGUGCAUUUCGAGCGUGAAUAUCUAAUCCUGCCUGCAACGUACCUCACACAUAUGCCAUGGAAGUGAAGCCUUUCCCGUUGACCGUUUGACAUUUCCACUGGUCCAGGAUCCGCAGUUCCAGGCAUUGGGGAGCAGGAGCAGCGACAACAACAGCCACAACACUUGGAAUAUGUUGUAUAAUGUGCCGUGCUAUCAAAACUUCUCAACGCUGGAUUACUACAAAGUUAAACGUCCCAAGACAGAGCACACGGAUACACAUGAACGCAACCGCCUCUGCAAUCUGUCACAGCAGCAGCAGCAACAGCAACCCCAGCAGCAACCGUCGCACCAGCAGCAGCAGCAGCAACAGCCAUCGCAUCCCAGCACCGUGUUGGCCAGCAAUGGACCCAGUAGUGCCGGUGCCGGUUCCGGCAUGGGUGUCGGGGUGGGCGGGGGCGUGGGCGUGGUCGGGCAGUGCAGUCCCCUGGAGCUGCCGCCCCAGAGCCAGCCGUUGCAGCCCACCAUUGGAUCGCUGAGCGGCCACUACUCGAACGGGAACGUCAAUCCGACCGUGAACCCGAGUAGUUGCAGCCUGUCCGCCGCCUCCAGUUUCUCGCAGUCCGCCGGCAGCAGCUUCUCCACAUAUCAGCAGGCAGGAUCCUCCGCCGGAGCCGGUGUUCCUGGCGAGGAUGUGGUCGGCGGCGCCACUGUGAUGUCGCACUGGACGCACGAUGGCUCCGGUUCGGGUGCGGCGGUCAAGUCGGAGUCGCGCAGCCCGGGACAGGGACACGCCUCGCUGGACAAUUCCAACCUGUACGCCUGCAGCUCCGCCAGCAAUCCCCUCGACGGAGGAGUGGCGGCGGUCAGCUCCUCGGCGGUUUCGGCGGCUGCGGCGGCGGUGUACGACGGCAAGCACGACUACUACUACUACAACAGCAUGCAGCAGUACACGCCGCCGUUCUACUCCGGCUACGGAACCCCCUAUGCCACCCGUCAGACCAAGAUGGAGCCCGGGGCGGCGGCGGCCUACCUUACGCCCAGCUACGCCGGCGGCGGCAACAACAACUCGCAGCUGUACAGCAGUCCGUACGCCGGCUACAACAACUUCGGGCAGCAGGACUACGGCGGUUACUACAACGAGCAGUACGGGAACUACUACAGUCCGGCCAACUACUCGCCGUACGCGGUGAGCUCGCCCAGCUCGAGCGCGAGUCACGGACACGGCUUCCAUGUGGCGGCCUCCUCAAACCUCUCCGAGAGUCCCACGGACACGCUCUCGACGACGCCGGUGCACCAGAGCGCCCACUCGCCGAAUAGAAAUGGCCGAUCCCCGUUGCCGAUCUCGCCCAGCGCCGGAAUCGGAGCUCUGGGAAACGUGGCGGCGUCGGCGGCUGCGGCAGCCCUCAACUCCAGUGGAGGCAGCAGUGUGGGCACGGCGGGCUCGGGGGGCAUGGCGUCCAGCAAGACCACGCCCACGGGCAAGACGGGGCGGGCGCGGGGACGCCGCCACCAGCAGCCCAGUCCCACCAGGAGCACUGCCUCGGACACCGGAAACAGUGAGGCAGUGAAGCCCCCGGAGAGGGUAUUUGUCUGGGACCUGGACGAGACCCUCAUCAUCUUCCACACCCUGCUCUCGGGCAGCUAUGCCAACCGAUACACCAAAGACCACAGCUCCCUAAUGACCAUCGCCUUCCGCAUGGAAGAGAUGGUCUUCAACAUGGCCGACACGCACUUCUUCUUCAACGAGAUCGAGGAGUGCGACCAGGUGCACAUCGACGAUGUCAGCUCGGACGACAAUGGCCAGGACCUGAGCGCCUACAACUUCGCCACGGACGGCUUCCACACGAACACCCCGCCCGGCGCCCCGCCCAAUCUCUGCCUGCCCACCGGAGUGAGGGGCGGCGUCGACUGGAUGCGCAAGCUGGCCUUCCGCUACCGCAAGAUCAAGGACAUCUACAAUAGCUACCGGGGAAAUGUUGGCACACUGCUGGGACCCGGAAAGCGCGAGGCCUGGCUGCAGAUCCGCUCGGAGAUCGAGGUGGCCACCGACAACUGGGCCACGCUGGCGCUCAAGUGUCUGAGCAUGAUCUCCCAGCGGGAGAACUGCGUCAACGUCCUGGUCACCUCCACGCAACUGGCCCCGGCGCUGGCCAAGGUCCUGCUGUUCGGGCUGGGCGGCAUCUUCAACAUCGAGAACAUUUACAGUGCGCACAAAAUCGGCCAUGAAACCUGCUACGAGCGGAUCGUGACGCGCUUCGGCCGCAAAAGCACCUACGUGGUGAUUGGGGAUGGCAACGAGGAGGAGACCGCCGCCAAGGCCAUGAACUUCCCCUUCUGGCGCAUCUCCGCCCACAGCGACAUUCGCGCCCUCUACACUGCCCUCGACAUGGGCUUCUUAUGAAAGGCCAAACUGUAAGGGGAUCGCCCGAUAUUAUUGCCUCAUCGGAUCGGUAUCGCAGGCUCGAAGCAGUUUUGAGUACAAACAGCAAAAUGUUUAAUUAAUUUAUUUAAUAUGUACGUGUGUGUAUGUGUGUGUGUGAGACAUCCAGCAAAUGGAAACUGUAAACCAGCGCAAAAUAAUUUAAUUAUUUUGUUUAAACCAUUUAUACUUUACCGCCAAGACUUUUUGUAUUAUAUAGUUUUUAAACACCUAAUCAACGAUCGUAACAAUUCUCGCACGAAGUUGUUUCAAGUGUGUAAUUAAUGAAUUAACAAUAUACGUAUUUAGCACCUUAGAGUAGCAAACAAUAACAGACCGAUGUGCAUCCUGGCAAAAGAGGCGGAGUCACAGAGCGAUCGGAGCAAACACAACAAAAAUUAGUUUAAAGUUCUUAGUUUAAAAGCAGAAGCAUAAUUAUAAUGAUUAUAAAUAAUUCGACAAAGCCGUAGUAUUCAAAUUUUAAAUAACUAUUAUAUAGCUGCAUAUAUUAAACUAUAUUUAAAAUAUAAAUCCAAGUAAUAAAAGAGCAAAUCCAACAACA
This is a messenger RNA of Drosophila rhopaloa, 3257 nucleotides long. It is a transcript of the gene eya, whose product is annotated as developmental protein eyes absent. The record is from RefSeq and is a predicted model, not a curated record. Gene Ontology annotation, cellular component: nucleus. Gene Ontology annotation, molecular function: protein tyrosine phosphatase activity. Gene Ontology annotation, biological process: negative regulation of extrinsic apoptotic signaling pathway in absence of ligand; multicellular organism development; cell differentiation. NCBI's taxonomy places the organism in Eukaryota, Metazoa, Arthropoda, Insecta, Diptera, Drosophilidae. The transcript is spliced from 6 exons. The coding region runs from base 467 to 2677 and encodes 736 amino acids.